Messenger RNA from Amoebophrya sp. A25, 1789 nucleotides. NCBI's taxonomy places the organism in Eukaryota, Dinophyceae, Syndiniales, Amoebophryaceae. The record is from the annotation of a GenBank genome assembly.
CGAUGCCGGAUGCGCCGAGGAUUCGUGACGAGCCCGGCGCUGCCAGCGGCAAGACCCGAGUGCAAGAAAGGUUCGACACUUGCCAGUGGAGAGGCCAGAGCGCACUCCCUUCGCAUUCCUUUACCACAGCAAGAACUGGCAGCUUGGAUUGGAUCUGGCAGAAGGAAGAAGGCUUUUUUGAAUUUCGAAGAGGCGCGUGCGUAUGUACGUGAACAAGGAAUCAAAAGUGCCAGCGAGUGGAUCCACUACAGCAGCACAGCGCGGCCACCAUGGAUACCGUCGACGCCCAGCGGCUACUAUAAGGGCAGAGGCUUCGUGGGUUUCGCUGAUUUUUGUGGCUACGCUCCGCGGCUUCGCAAGAGAGUUGCCACUCUGCACUGCCCUGAAGCUUUGGCACUGAGCCGCAAGCAAGCACGAUACCGCAUCACGCACGCGAUAUCUCUACAGGGGAUCGACCUUUUUGUUAAGACGAUGAAGAAAGUUGCACCCGAGAUGCGUUUCACAAUGGCUCCACGUAUGUCGCGCACGACCAUGCUUUACACGGUGGAUUCUGAUGGCAGAGGUCAACAGACCGAGCAGUGGGCGACCCUACUGGUGUUUUCUACGCAGACGUCGAGUGCGAAUUUGCACCGAGAAAAUGUACCAGAGACGGGGUCUGCGCCGAAUUCUACACAACCAUCGAAGCUGGCGCCACAAGACUCGUUCCACAAGUUCCUCAUGAGGAAGCGUGGUGCCCAUGGCGCUGGCAUCGUCGGUGUUAAUGUGCCGCAGAGCUUGUUCUUCGUGCGAGAUUUUUCGGAGCGUUAUCGACGUGCGGUGACAUCUCGGGAAGAAGCAGCUACCAUGAUCCAAUCUGUGCAACUGGCACUGGAAAAGCCAGAGUCUCAAUGUACUAGUCCAACGCAGAUAGGAAGGGGAAAAAGCAGGAAGCCUCAAAGGACGAGUAUCACAUUCAGAGAAUCACAGGCAGUGAGAUCGCCUCUCGACUUAGCAUUGCAGCUGAAAACAUGGUUCGAACAUGCGGAGAAGCGAGCCGCCCCGGACUGGUGGCGGGAUCUCGCAUCUACCGGCGGGGCACACCGUCUAAGCCAGAUGUGCCUCCGCGUUGUCAUGAAACAUGUGUACGGUCCGCUGCAGAUGAACGUAGAGGUACCACGACGCGAUGCGUGGACUUACAAUACUAUUGUUGGAGACGGGGUGAAGGUGCUCCACCGUAUGGGAAAACCCACUCCUGUCGCGGGAGGUAGCGGUUGCGAUGUUUACGUCGGAAAGCGGAACACACAAGCCACUGGAAUCAUUCCUUUUUCGACAGAAGACCCAAUCGAUGUACUUGUGGUUUACAUGUUGCGCCGACAGCAAGGACAGCCGUGCGACGUGAAAGAUGAUGUUCCACUCAAUGAAUCAGGCAUCCGCGGAAUCUUUGUCUUUCCGCGGUCGGUCCUGAUCCAGCACUUCGUGGAUCCAGCAGUUGGCAAUGAGGGCAGCACGCGGCUUGGCGUUUAUCAUCCGGAUGCGGUACCCCGUCGAACUUCACGAUAUUCCUUACGAAAAAAAGAGUUUGAACAGUACUUCAUUGAUUUCGAAAAAUUUCCUAAUUAUUAUGAUGUUGAUGCAAUCAUGCCAGAUGAAGAUCAGAAAAAAGCCGAAGCCUGCCAUGCAGAGCUAGAAAAGGUCCGGGAAAUCUUCGCGAAUGUUGUUAGAGAUAUAAAAACGACGGGUGACGACCCUCAUUCUACAUGUGCAUAACUGGCACGGAGAGUGAAGGCGAUCCGUAGCAUCUGAUCACGUG